AUGAAGGAAGUAAAGAGGGAAGAAGAGGAAAGAAUAAUAGUCAGAUAUAGAAGAAGGACAAGGAACCCACACGCCAACCACGUUGUACUGCAGGUCCCGCCAAAAAUGUGGCAAAACAUUACGGAGGCGGGCAAAGUGCAUAUCGACCUGCAGAGAGUGGUGGCGAUGGACCAAACACCCCUAGUGCAGUGCUCGAGAUGCCUGGGUUACGGCCACGGACGAAGGCUCUGCAAAGAGGAGCAGGACACCUGCUCACAUUGUGGAGGACCCCACAAAAAGGAGGCCUGCCCUGACCACCAAAACGGGAUAAAACCGUCUUGUAUAAACUGUGGCAGGGCCGGCAUCGAAAGGGCCAACCACAAUGCCUUCGAACAGGAAUGCCCCGUAAGGAAGAAGUGGGACAGGCUAGCAAGGGCAGCGGUGGCUUAUUGCUAA
This is a messenger RNA of Leptosia nina, 435 nucleotides long. The record is from the annotation of a GenBank genome assembly. NCBI's taxonomy places the organism in Eukaryota, Metazoa, Arthropoda, Insecta, Lepidoptera, Pieridae.